CAUAUCAAAUCCUCAAUUCUAAAACAGAAACAAAAGUAAAUACGGCCAUGGCUUCAAAUCAACAAGUGAAGCUUUUCGGAUUCUUGGGAAGCCCAUUUGUGGCGAGAGCAGAGCUUGCUCUGAAACUCAAGGGAGUGGAAUAUGAGUACAUUCAGGAACCGUUGCCGAACAAAAGUGAUCUUCUUCUCAAGUACAACCCAGUUCACAAGAAGGUCCCCGUGCUUCUUCACAACGAGAAACCAAUCUGUGAGUCGCUUUUGAUUGUUGAAUACGUCGAUGAGGCUUGGACUGGCUCCCCCAUCUUGCCUUCUGAUCCUUAUGACAGGGCCACGUCUCGUUUCUGGUCUAGGUUCAUCGAUGACAAGUUGUUACCUGCAGCAUUCAAAGCAGCCUGGGAUUCAGACGUGAAGGAGAGGGAAAAAGGUGCUGAAGAAUCGAGAGAGGCUCUGAAUGUUCUGGACAAGGAGCUGAAAGUGAAAGGGAAGUUCUUCACUGGAGAUUCAUUUGGGUAUUUGGAAAUCGCUGCUCUGAUCAUCACUUACUGGCUGCCCAUAAUCCAAGAAGCUAGUGAGGUCGACCUGUACAGUGCUGAGAGAUAUCCAAAUUUAGAGAAAUGGGGUCAAGAGAUUUUGAAAGAGCCCGCUGUGCAAGCAGUUUUGCCUCCCAGGGAUGUUCUGCUUACCUUCUUCAAGAAUCGCUAUCAGAGCAUCCCAAGUCCAGCCAUGGCUUCAAAUCAACAAGUGAAGCUUUUCGGAAUCGUGGGAAGCCCAUUUGUGACGAGAGCAGAGAUUGCUCUGAAACUCAAGGGAGUGGAAUAUGAGUACAUUCAUGAAUCCUUAACGAACAAAAGCGAUCUUCUUCUCAAGUACAACCCAGUUCACAAGAAGGUCCCUGUGCUUCUUCACAACGAGAAGCCCGUCUGUGAGUCUCUUGUGGUUGUUGAAUACGUCGAUGAGGCUUGGACUGGCUACCCCAUCUUACCUUCUGAUCCUUAUCAAAGAGCCCUGGCUCGUUUCUGGUCUAAGUUCAUCGAUGACAAGUUGUUGCCCGCGGUAUUUAAAGCAGCGUGGAACCCAGACGUGAAGGAGAGGGAAACGGGAGCUGAAGAAGCAAGAGAGGCUCUGAAAAUUCUGGACAACGAGCUGAAAGGGAAGUUCUUUAAUGGAGAUUCAAUUGGGUUUCUGGACAUCGCUGCUCUGUUCGUCGCUUUCUGGAUGCAGCUAAUUCAAGAAGCGGGUGGGCUGGAUCUGUACAGUGCUGAGAGAUAUCCAAAGCUAGAGAAGUGGGGUCAAGAGAUUUUGAACCACCCAGUUGUGAAAGGAGUUUUGCCUCCCAGAGAACAUCUCCUCGCCUUCUUCAAAACUCGCUUUCAGAGCAUCGCUGCUUCAAAGUAGAUGAUCCCAAAAAUUACCCAUAAUCCAGCUUCGAUUUACUUAAUCAUCCGGUGUAGUGAUUGAGACUGGGAAUAAAAUAUGUGUAACUAGGCUUUUCUCUUGCAAUGGAACCUGACUGUUCCUCGGUUUGGGUUAUCAUGACAUAAAUCAAGCCUUAUUGGCUGUCGUCCUUUCUUAAAUCUCAUUUUUGUCGUUUUGGUCUGCUA
Messenger RNA from Neltuma alba, 1600 nucleotides. RefSeq lists its product as uncharacterized. The record is from RefSeq and is a predicted model, not a curated record. Gene Ontology annotation, molecular function: glutathione transferase activity. Lineage: Eukaryota; Viridiplantae; Streptophyta; Magnoliopsida; Fabales; Fabaceae. Gene Ontology annotation, cellular component: cytoplasm. The transcript is spliced from 4 exons. Bases 48 to 1394 code for a protein of 448 amino acids. Gene Ontology annotation, biological process: glutathione metabolic process.